Molecule: messenger RNA, 3675 nt
Organism: Talpa occidentalis (Iberian mole)
Lineage: Eukaryota; Metazoa; Chordata; Mammalia; Eulipotyphla; Talpidae
Gene: MPHOSPH10
Product: M-phase phosphoprotein 10
Exons: 12
Coding region: 80-2194 (704 amino acids)
Biological process (GO): rRNA processing
Cellular component (GO): nucleus; sno(s)RNA-containing ribonucleoprotein complex; Mpp10 complex
Source: RefSeq, a predicted model, not a curated record
CGGGGUCGUCUGUGUGGUGCGGCUUCCGGGCAGCCCGCUUCCCUUGCAUGUGGCGCUGUGGCUGGAGCGGGGAGCGGCGAUGCCUCCGAAGGUCUGGCGUCGACGGACCCUGGAGCGGUGCCUGAGUGAGGUUGGCAAAGCCACGGGCCGGCCAGAAUGCUUCCUCACGAUUCAAGAUGGAUUGGCAUCAAACUUUACUUCUUUAACAAAAGUACUUUAUGACUUUAAUAAAAUACUAGAGAAUGGUAGGAUCCAUGGAAGUCCUCUACAAAAGCUGGUGAUUAACAAUUUUGAUGAUGAGCAGAUUUGGCAACAGCUGGAAUUGCAAAAUGAGCCAGUUUUACAGUACCUUCAGAAUAAAGUUAAUGAAACCAUUGAAGAUGAAGACAUCAGUCUUCUCCCAGAGACUGAAGAGCAGGAGGAGUGUGAAGAGGAUGGCUCUGAGAUGGAGGAGGAGGGCUCUGAGAUGGGGGCUGAUGGUCAGAAGGACCUAAAGCAAGAUUUGGAGGAGGAAGACGCAUCAGACCUGAGUGGUGAUGAUUCUAAAGGGGGCGAGAGAGCUAAAAACCCUAGCAAAGUUGAUCUGAGGAGAAGCCCAGAUUUCAGUGAUGAGGAUUCUGAUCUUGAUUUUGAUAUCAGCAAAUUGGAAAGACAGAGCAAAGUGCAAAGCAUAUUGGAAAAACAGAACAAGGCGCACAACAAAAUGCCUGGUAAAACAAGAGAGAAGUCCAUAGUAGAUGAUAAAUUCUUCAAACUGUCUGAAAUGGAGAACUUUUUAGAAAAGAUAGAAAAAGAAGCAGAGCAAAAAGAUGAUGAUGAGGAGGAGGAGGAGGAGGAUAUUAAUUUUUUUGAAGAUGUUGAUUCUGAUGAAGAUGAGGGAGGACUGUUUGGAAGGCGAAAUCUUAAGUCAGGUAAAAGUUCUAGAGACCUGAAAUACAAAGAUUUCUUUGAUCCAGUUGAAAGUGAUGAAGACAUAGCAGGUGUUCAUGGUGAUGAACUGGUUUCAAAUGAAGAGGAAGAAAUUGCUGAAGAGGGAAAAGAAAGCUUUUCUGAAAUGGAUGAAGAGAGUGACCUUGAAGAAAGUGAGGACAAUAAACAACAUAAACAAAGCUUGAAAAGAGUGACCUUUGAUUUGCCUGACAGUGAGGAAACUGAAGAUACAGACACCUUGAAUGUAAAAAAGGAUUCUGAUGAAGUUAAAUCCUCCUUUGAAAAAAGACAGGAAAAGCUGUCCUGUGAGCCUCUCCUUAUGAAUGCAAAAAUUGCAUCGUUAGAAAAAGAUUUGUUGCAAAAAAAACCUUGGCAGCUUCAAGGGGAAAUAACAGCCCAAAAGCGACCAGAGAACAGCCUCCUGGAGGAGACCCUGCACUUUGACCAUGCCGUCCGCAUGGCACCUGUAAUCACAGAGGAAACCACUCUUCAACUAGAAGAUAUCAUUAAGCAGAGGAUAAGAGAUCAGGCUUGGGAUGAUGUAGUACGUAAAGAAAAACCUAAAGAGGAUGCGUAUGAAUAUAAAAAACGUUUAACAUUAGACCAUGAAAAGAGUAAAUUGAGCCUUGCUGAAAUUUAUGAACAGGAAUACAUCAAACUCAAUCAGCAAAAAACUGCAGAAGAAGAAAAUCCAGAGCACAAAGAAAUUCAGAAAAUGAUGGAUUCCCUCUUCUUAAAAUUGGAUGCCCUUUCAAACUUUCACUUCAUCCCUAAACCUCCUGUUCCAGAGAUUAAAGUUGUGUCAAAUCUGCCAGCUAUAACCAUGGAGGAAGUAGCCCCAGUGAGCGUGAGCGAUGCAGCUCUCCUGGCCCCAGAAGAAGUCAAGGAGAAAAAUAAAGCUGGAGAUAUAAAAACACCUGCUGAGAAAACAGCUACAGACAAGAAACGAGAACGGAGGAAAAAGAAAUAUCAGAAGCGUAUGAAAAUAAAGGAAAAGGAAAAGCGGAGAAAACUGCUUGAAAAGAGCAACCCAGAUCAAGAAGGGAAAUACAGCAAAGCAGUAGCUUCAGAGAAGCUAAAACAACUGACCAAAACUGGCAAAGCUUCGCUGCUGAAGGAUGAAGGUAAAGACAAAGCCCUAAAGUCAUCUCAAGCCUUCUUUUCUAAAUUACAAGAUCAAGUAAAAAUGCAAAUCAGUGAUGCAAAGAAAACAGAAAAGAAAAAGAAAAGAAAAGAAAUUUCUGUUCAUAAAUUAAAGCUAUAAUAUUUUGAAUAUUAUGUAAAUAUUAAUGUGUAAAUUUGUGUUCUGUCAUUGUUUUAUAAUAAAACUUUUCAGAACUAUUUUUUUGCAUGAAUGGCAGAGAAUUCCACAGUUUGAAAAGACAAAUUCCAAACUAUCUUUGGAAGCCCCAUGUUGCUUUCUUUGGGUAUAAAGUUGGACCUAGUUUCCAAGGCCCUUCCCAUGCUGCCAGGGCUGAGUGAAGGCAGCUUGGGCAUGCGAGUUAGUGAGUGGGGAGGUGGCUGGCAGGCUGAGAAGGGUUUCAUGUUGUGCUUUGAUGAAAAUGCUUUAAGCUUUACUCCAGAUGGGUAGGCAAUGAAACCUAAGGUUUAGCAGAAGCAAUAGGGAAUGUGCUUCUGGUUUUUCAUCAAAGAGAUGAUCCCUGUGGUCAAGAAGAGCCUGGGAGGUUGGCUCUUUGCCUUCUGUGUACUGCUGCAGGAGCUGGCCAUGAUGGCGCCCCUGUCAGUACUAAAUUUUUUCUGCUAGGACAGUGUUCUUGUCACCAGUGUGCCAGGAGUAAACCCUGGCCUCACUCUAAUCUUAGUGUGUCAUUUUUAUUAGUGGUGAUUUCACUUAUAUGGUCCCAAGAGUUCCUGUUUUUGUUGUUCUUUUUAAAUUCAGACAUUUUGUCAGUUCUCACUCACUGCUGGCUUAGUUCUUUCCCUUCAUUAUUUCUCUUACAAUUUGUCAAAACAAUGAUGAUUGAUCUGGGAGGAAUUCAUUUUAUCUAAGGACAGUUUGAUGUAUGCAGAGAGAAAAUCCCUUUUGUCUCCCCUUUUCCCCCCACAUCUAUGUGAGCUAUAGCAUUCCACUCACAUUCAAAGUAAUGUUUGAAUCAUUAUAUUCAUUUGAAAUACAGUAAGUCCUCGCCAUCAAUCAUGGACUUUUGAAGAGUACAAAUUUUAGUGAGAAGAUACUUAACAAAAGUAGAUCUUGAAUGUUUCAAAUGACAAAACAUUCAAGGACCUACUGUACUUGAUGUGUGCCAGGCAAUGUUCUAGGUACCAGGGAUACAACAGAGCAAAAACAGAUAGCAAUUCUUAACCUUAGGAAGUGUGCAUUCUGGAAUGUUACAUACUUUAAGCUAGCAGCAUGCUACAGCAUCUACAAAAACAAAAUACACUGCUCUCCUCCAUAUGGUUUUCUAAUCUACACAAAGAGGUGAAGAAGGAACCAUGGGUCUGAAUUGUGUUUAUCACUUGCAUUUGUAUCUAGCAUAUCCUCACAUAUCCUUAGUCCAACACAUUGUUUAAUUUUGCUAAUACCUGAAUUUUAUGAAAAUAGAACAUAUGUACCCCUCUACAGCUUUUUCACUAAUUUCCCUCAAAUUUAUCCAUAAUGCCUUUAUUUUCACUGUUUCAUAAUAUUGCGUGAAUAAAGUAGUUUUAUUCAUUCUCUUGAAAAUGUUCAUUUCCAAUUUGACAAGAAUAAUGCCAAUCUGAACAUCCUGUACUCACACUAACUCC